AUGCAAUCAUCGGCUUUGCCUGGAUGCGACAACGGCCCUAUUGACUAUAACAAAAUAGAAAAGCACAUGUCUCAGUUUGGUGGUGGCAAAAUAACCAUGUCCAAAACAUACUGGGAUGAAGGAAUAGCAAUAAUUGAGCUCAACAAUCCGCAAAAGAAGAAUGCAAUUAGUGGUAAGAUGAUGGUAGAGUUACGAAAUAUCAUAAAAGAAUUAGAAGAUUGGGGGGAUGGGGCUGACCUGGACUUCGCCAGAGCAUGUAGCACCCCCCAAGACGGUUUCUACUUGAGCUCAUUAAUGAUGGAUACUUUAUUUAAGUUACGCAAGUUGCCACUCGUAAGCGUUACACUUGCUCACGGGGCAACUAUAGGAGGUGGCGCCGAAAUUGCCAUCCAAAGUGAUUUUGUUCUGGCUUGUGAAGAUAUUAAGCUUGGUUUCGUUCAGGGUCACAUGGGUAUCACUACUGCUUGGGGAGGGGCAACUAGGCUGGUUCAACUCGUUGGUGAAAAGCGAGCCUUGGAUCUACUACUGUCUUCAAAAAUUCUUGACGCCCAGGCAUGCGUAGAAGGUGGUCUGGUUAAGAAAAUUGUUUCAUCUUCGGGGGGAUUAAAUGAAACUCUUCUAUGGACGAAAGAACGCAUUAAACACCACAGGUCAGUGGUUCGAGCCUACAAAUCGAUUAUUGCAACGGCCAGCUGUUGUAAUUACGAAGAAUCAUUUUUAACGGCCAACUCGAGAGCUAAACAGCUUCGAAGUGCUACGAGCAGACCUUACAGCCACAUGCUAAAGUUGCGGCUGGUCUCCACGCAUUUCCUCAAACAGCCGUAG
Messenger RNA from Cylas formicarius (sweet potato weevil), 825 nucleotides. RefSeq names its product ethylmalonyl-CoA decarboxylase-like. The record is from RefSeq and is a predicted model, not a curated record. Gene Ontology annotation, biological process: fatty acid beta-oxidation. The coding region runs from base 1 to 825 and encodes 274 amino acids. The transcript has 5 exons. Gene Ontology annotation, cellular component: cytosol. Lineage: Eukaryota; Metazoa; Arthropoda; Insecta; Coleoptera; Brentidae. Gene Ontology annotation, molecular function: enoyl-CoA hydratase activity.